UGGAAGUAAUUUCGCGAUUCUCCUUGUUCCAGGGUGAAAAGAAACUAACACCGAAUCGAACAGAGUAUAUUUUAUGUACGGAAUUGUGAAGAAAAGCAGCUCUCUCUUCGCACUUGGCAGCAGAAGCUGAAGAAGAAGCACUCCAAGAUCAUGAGCGGAGGCCGGUAUACAGUGGAAGUUACAAACCUCUCCAGUAAAGUAGCCGAGAAAGAUCUCUAUAACUUCUUUUCUUUCUCCGGCUUUAUCGAGCAUAUUGAAAUUACAAGAUCUGGGGAUUACGGUUCUACUGCUUACGUAACAUUCAAAGAGCCUUAUGCCUUAGAGACUGCAGUAUUGCUAAGCGGAGCUACCAUUGUGGAUCAACCAGUAUGCAUAACUCGCUGGGGACAAUAUGAGGAAGCUUGUAAUUUCUGGGACAGGCCCUCUUGGAAGGUUGAAGAUGAUACUGAGUCCAGUACUGAACGGUCGUACCAGUUCAACACAACCCUGAGGGAAGCAUUCACGAUGGCACAAGACGUGGUCAAAGCGAUGCUCUCGAAGGGCUACGAGCUAAGCAAGGAUGCUAUGAUCAAGGCCAAAGCUUUCGACGAGUCUCAUCAGGUCUCGUCCACGCCUGCAGCGAAGGUUGCGGAGUUCGGCAAGAAGGUCGGACUAACAGAUAAGAUCUAUGCUGGGGUCAAUACAGUUCGAUCAGUCGAUGAGAGGCUUGGAAAAGAAAUGGCAGUCAAUACGAUGCCCAUUAUAUUAUAUUAUAUAUAUAUAUAUAUAAGAAAAUGUGUUGAUGUUUCCGCGUCUCUAACGUCUAUUCUUUGCUGGUUUGUUCUUUUUUUUUUUGAGAUAAAGAUAGCACGCCAUUCUUUUCAUUUAUUUGAAAAAUAAAUUUUGCUACAAAUAUUGCGGCAAAUGAAUUCUCCUUGUAUUUUAUGACUUUAAA
Molecule: messenger RNA, 934 nt
Organism: Ananas comosus (pineapple)
Lineage: Eukaryota; Viridiplantae; Streptophyta; Magnoliopsida; Poales; Bromeliaceae
Product: binding partner of ACD11 1-like
Exons: 5
Coding region: 151-879 (242 amino acids)
Molecular function (GO): RNA binding
Source: RefSeq, a predicted model, not a curated record